This is a messenger RNA of Aedes aegypti (yellow fever mosquito), 2023 nucleotides long. RefSeq lists its product as uncharacterized. The transcript has 6 exons. Gene Ontology annotation, molecular function: protein binding. Bases 159 to 1919 code for a protein of 586 amino acids. The record is from RefSeq and is a predicted model, not a curated record. Lineage: Eukaryota; Metazoa; Arthropoda; Insecta; Diptera; Culicidae.
GACUAAUUUUCCCAUUCUAGUUCAGUCACGGGCAGGGGAAACACCCUCACGGUUUUGGUAGAAAAGUAAAAUUUGGAGAAAAAUGUGAUUUUCCUCGAUUGAAACGAAGAAGUAGAAUUUAAAUUUGUGAUACUUUAAGAAAUUAGUAAAAAGUUACAAUGCAGCCCAAAGUCAUAGUUUUAAGUAGCCUCCUAGUUUUAAGUUUUCUAAUAACGAUACCGACAGUCAUAGCCGAAAGUGAUCAUCUUGAUCACAAAUCACUAGAAGUUUGCCCUUCGAUGUGUACCUGUGAUAUGAUCGACAAGCUGAAAAGAGCAGAUUGCAGCCAUGAGCAACUAAUCAACGCAUACACUGACGUGCCAACCGUUGUGGAAAUAUUGGAUUUAAGCAUCAACAGAAUAUCAUCGAUCGGAAAUGGUGACUUCCAGGAGUACAAGCAACUGAUUAAAUUAUUUUUAUCAGAGAAUUCUAUCCAGACUAUUGCAUUGCAUGCGUUUGCAAAUCUGAGGAAACUGCAGUUUCUUGAUCUAUCCCACAAUCGCUUAGAGCAGCUACACGAAGACACAUUCGAAAACAACGAAAACCUUAUCGAACUGAACCUCUCGCAUAACAACUUCAUGACGCUACAGCACCAACCGUUGUUCAAAAGUCCUUCUCUAAUGAUUUUGGAGCUACAUGAAUGCAAAAUUCCGCAGAUUUACGACAACACGUUCCUACAUCUGCCGAAGCUGAGCACGUUAGAUCUGUCCGGCAACUUAAUGAUCACCCUUCCGAAGGAACCGUUCGUUCCCCUGAAUCGGUUGCGGAUCAUUGAGCUGGGUGAUAACCGGUGGCAGUGCGACAGUUCCUCGGUGCGCGCCACCAUCAACUGGAUGAAGAAGCGCAUCGACACGAUACGGAUCGAACAUUGCUUGAUCAACCCACACCAAACAAGAGCGAAAUUUGAGAAAAUGGAGCUGGACCCUCGCCUGGAAACCCACGGCCGGGAAGAAGUACCGAUCGACCAGGUGUGGGGCUCGUCCACCACCGAAGUCUAUCUGAACCUACUGAAGGAAAAGUCCUGCGCUUACAACGACAAACAGGAUACGGAGAGCCGAAGGACGUGUGAAAACUUUAUCGAGUGCCAAUCACGGUUCAGUGAGCUGUACUUCCAAUGCUUCGAGGCCCACAAAGAUAAGCCGUCGUACGAAACGAGCCGCUCUAGUCACAUGGCGGCCAUUACCAUGCUGGUGGGCAUGUUCAUUGGGGCUCUGUUUGGAUCGUUCUUUACUUACGCCAUAAUUUGGACCGUGCAGACAUGUCGAGAGCGGUCCAAAUCUAGCAAUGAAACUGGACCUAGAUCGACACGGGAAAUGCGGAGAGAGUUUCGCGAACGGAAUCAAUUUGAACACUCGCGUCUAAACGAAUCACCAACACUGCGACGUUCGCAUCGACAAACUAUCGGCUGCCUACCGUCACAUGAACAAUCCGAAAUCUACGGUAAUCACGAAAACACUCGGCAAUUUCUGAUAAAUCUCUUCUCCAAACGCCAACCGCACUACAUCAGGAACAAUUCCCAGAUAUCAAAUUUGCACAAUCGCUACAUACCACCAACUCCCAUUCGAAAUAGAGUCAAUCUUCCAGUUCCAACAAGUCCAGCCGCCCUAUCGACCAAUAGUUUUACUUGGCAAGUAUCUACACCGGUUCCGCAACCGCGUCGGGUAACCCAGGAACAAGAACCCAUGCUGAGUGAAAACCGGAACGACAGUCGUCAAUCCUCGACGCAAUCCGUGUGGAACAGUGGGUACGGAGAAUCAAAUAUCACACUGUACACGCCACCAAUUAUCUACGAUGCAAGCCUAGUGGCGCGAGAAACUCCUCCUCCGCCAUAUCUGGAUUGUACCUCAAAAUCUUCAAACGAGGAUGAAGAACAACAGUGAUAUUCAUUAAAAAAAAACACAUCUACCAAGAGCUUCAAGCUUCAUUCAAGUAAUUAUUUAUUCAGAUAUUCUUCAUGCAAUAUAAAAGCUACAAUUUACCUGAA